This is a messenger RNA of Colletotrichum scovillei, 1334 nucleotides long. RefSeq names its product methionine permease. The coding region runs from base 159 to 1334 and encodes 391 amino acids. Gene Ontology annotation, biological process: amino acid transmembrane transport. NCBI's taxonomy places the organism in Eukaryota, Fungi, Ascomycota, Sordariomycetes, Glomerellales, Glomerellaceae. The record is from RefSeq and is a predicted model, not a curated record. Gene Ontology annotation, cellular component: membrane. The transcript is spliced from 2 exons. Gene Ontology annotation, molecular function: L-amino acid transmembrane transporter activity.
AACGUUAUCUUGAUACUCAUUAUAUAUUCAACUGAAGUUCCACGAAGGCUGCCAAGUUAAGUCUGUUACAUUUGGUUUGCGCGCUCCCACUGCCUAGUUCAGUAAUAACCCAACUCGCGCUCUCAUACUGCCUCAGUCCAGCGACGCCAUUCAGCGACAUGAGUAGCCACGAUGACCCGGAGUUGCAGCCGCUGAUCCCAUCUACGCCACAACACUUGUCGUCUUCAGGAAGCUUAGAUACCAAGCAGCUCGUAACCAGAACCGAUGAGCCGAAUGAAGAAGAUUUUGGGACUGGGCUGACAUACCCAUCACGCUCAAUUGAAGACGAUGUGCUUCCAGAGACAUCCACACUCGGCCGCACGUUGACCUGGCAAAGCGCCUACAUUCUUGUCAUCUCAAGAGUGAUAGGCAGCGGCAUCUUUGCUACUCCGGGCGCAAUUCUCCGCUCAGUUGGGAGCCCCGGUCUGUCACUCUCGCUUUGGAUUGUUGGCGCAAUAAUCGCUGCAUGCGGGUUGAUGAUCUCCCUAGAGUUUGGCUCGAUGCUGCCACGGUCUGGGGGAGAUAAAGUGUACCUAGAAUUCACGUAUCGUCGACCUCGAUUCCUAGCAUCGACCCUCAUCGCCAUCCAAGCCGUUCUUCUGGGAUUUACAGCGAGCAAUUGCAUCGUUUUUAGCGAGUAUCUGUUAUUUGCGCUAGGGGGCGAUAACCCCAGUGAUCUCCUUCGAAAAGGUAUUGCAGUUGGACUCCUCACAGUUGUUACCCUGAUUCAUGGUUGUUUCCCACGUUUCGGUAUCAGGCUGCAAAACGUUUUGGGUUGGAUCAAGGUUGCUCUGAUUGUCUUCAUGAUAUUCUCAGGUCUCUACGUUGUCUUGUUCCGGCCAACGGAAGAAUCUGCCCAGAAGACUACUGGAGUGCUCGGAUGGGGAGACCUGUGGGAAAACACCAACUGGAAUUGGGGUGUAAUUGCUACAUCCCUUUUCAAAGUCUUCUAUUCAUACGCGGGGCUUGACAACGCCAACUACGUCCUGAAUGAGGUCAAAGACCCAGUUCGGACCUUGCGAUCUGUGACGAUGGCGGCAUUGACAACCGCGUGCGGACUUUACGCACUUAUCAAUGUGGCAUACUUUCUCGUCGUUCCUAUCGAUGAGAUAAAACAGAGCGGCGAGCUAAUAGCGGCCCUAUUCUUUGAGCGAAUCUUUGGUGAGAGAGUUGGUAAAAGGGUCCUUCCUCUGGCAGUUGCUUUAAGUGCAGGAGCGAAUGUUCUCGUUGUUGCAUUUUCUGCGAUCAGGUCGUCCUACUACGCCGAAGUUGAAGAACUUCUAAAAGCCGUGUGA